AUGGAUAACAGCGCACGAGAUACAAAAAUGACCACCAGAAAAAGAGACCGUAGAGAAAUGUUUUACACAUGCUCUUCUAUGCUAUCGGUCAUUGGAAUUUUGUUGGGUUUUGCUCUGGUUGCGAGAAUAGAAACUGUCGCUCGGGAUUUGAGGACCAUGGACACGAAAUUCUCGCUACAAAUUCAUCAAAUCCGAGACAUUCUUAAGGAAAGUGCAGCCUCUUCUCGCGGGAGCGAAAACUUUGACACAUCAAAUGGUAGGGUGACUGAGAACUUACUCUGAAUUUUUCUAGUUUUUAGCCCAAAGUUGCUCUAUUGUGUACAUGUUCUUUCCUGUAAUGAUAGAAUGGGGAAUCUGUGUUUUCUUCUGAACAUUGGAUAGAAGAACAGUAAGUUUACAGGCACAAGAAUUCUAUCACGCAUUUAAUUCAUGGGCGAGUGGUGUAAUUGUUUCAUUACUAAUUCACCAGUCGUUCCAAACUUAACAUCAAGACAGGCUCUUGUUUUUAUUUAAUUUUAUCUACAGCGACAAAAAAUAGCUUUAUAUGCUGUACGUAUAGGUAAUAAAAUGAUUUCGAAUGAAAUUUGGCGUUGAUAGGCACGAGGAAACUUUUAAAAGCAACAAAAUUGCCCGCUGUCUAUAAUUUGCACUCGUGUUACAAUUUUGCACUCGUAUUACAACUUUGCGCUCGUGUUACAUAAGAAUGCAUGCGUUUUCAGGAUGUAAUUUUUGUCAAGUACAUUUUUGAUAACGGAACAGGUAACGAAUAGCAAAGCCAAUCAGACUGCAGAAAUUGUAUUAGAAUGCUAAUAAGAUUUAUACUACGUGUAGUAAUAUGUAAGAUUCGUUAAAAGGGCACAAUGUCAUCUAUGGAAGGUUCUCGAGCCCAGAAUGAUCUGAGCUCGAGUACACACGCUAAAAAUGUAUUUAGAUCUCUUCAAAUCGCCUGAUCCGGGUUAUGUCGUCUGCUCCGGAUUAUGUCGUCUGCUCCAAUAACUGAAUGCGGAAAUUCUAACCAUUCUUACAAAAUGAUCAAAGAAUAUGUCAAUACUGAAUGCAGCCAAAAUAUACUUGAAACAUUAUUCAACGAUUUUGCAUUGUUUAUUUUAGCCAUCCGAUACAAAAUUCCAAUUGUUCGUCGCAGCGUGGAUACAGUCAACGGCAAUGAAUCGAUUAGCCACUAUGACAUUGGAGAGGCUAUCAAGAGAUACGUGCGAUCGACUAUGAAGGGAUAUGUCUGUCAAAGUCCAGACAGGGUUUGUGUAGUAGGGUCUCCCGGACCAAUAGGAGCUCGUGGUCUUCCCGGGAAGAGAGGGCCCAAAGGAAUUAGGGGGAAAAAGGGAACGCGAGGAGUUGUGGGACCUCCAGGAGGACUGGGAAAGCAAGGCAUCAAGGGAGAUAUUGGCCCUGAAGGAAUCAAGGGAGAAAAAGGUAAACAAUAAGACAAUGAUGAUAAUCAUAAUAAUGAUAAUGAAAAAAUUACAAGUUAUUUUUGUCAUUAGAGAUUUUGCCCACGAUGGCUGAAUAGGAGGUGGUGAAAAUUUGUUGCGGAGUCACACGGAAGCGCCUCGCGAGUCCAGGACAUUUUGACCACUGUGAUGAAAAAUAUCGCUGUCAAUAAGAGUACAGACCACGUUAAUUUGUUAGUUAUAGAACCAGUCGCGCAGUAAGACUUUUUCUUUCUGUCACUUAUCGAUGACAUUGCCUUUUAAGCCCUUUGAGAGACGGUCAUCAGUAUUACGGGCUAUCGUUGUGAGAUAGUAUCUGUAUGAUGCUAAAGUUUGUUGUUGUCUUGCAUAAAACUCAAAGUAUAUCCUUAAUCAGAACACAGUGUCACCACAUACACACAGACAAAAUAAUUCAAUCACAUUUAUAGCGGAUAUUGCUUUUACAAAAUUUAAUAGACUUUUUCUUCAAAUCAAUGUCUAGUUGCAAAAAAAAUCGUUGCAAGUUACCCACUAAGUUUUUGUAUACUUUUUUUACAAUCGUAAAAUGAAAUAAUAAAAUUAUUGUUUGUUAAGUUUACGUCAAAGAUGUUUUUUUUAUUUCUCUAUCUUAAGGUGCGAUCUUUAAUGAAUAUUAUUUUAUUAUUUCCUUCAAUAACUCUUCUUUUCCCAUUGUUACACUAAGGAAUCCCAGGGACACCUGGACAACCAGGAGCUAAAGGUGAACCGGGCGAGUCCCUAUCAGCGCCAGAGGUGACUGUAUCACUAACUACAGACACUGUUACUGAAAACCAAACUGCCACGUUUUAUUGCUCGGCUAAUGGCAAUCCAAUGCCUACCGUCACCUGGAGUAAAACUGGUGAUACGAAACCAAUUUCAAGCCGACAUAAUAAGUUAGAAAUCACAAAAGCUACUUAUAAUGACUCGGGAAAUUAUGUUUGCACGGCCAAGAACGUAUUGGGUGAGGUGCAAAAGCAGGUGAAGCUCUUUGUGGAAGGUAAGCAUAUUUUAAUGAAUAGAGUUUGUUACAGUCUGCAAUUGUGAGCCUGAUGAUGCGCAUUGCAAUACUGAGGAGUCACGGUAACUUUAUGCAUUAUAAUAAGUUCGAUAAUAGUGGUAAUGAUAGUGAUAAUAGAUUUUACAAUAACAAUAAUGUUUAUGAUAAUGGUUAUGAUAAAUGAUGAUGAUAAUUAUUUUAAAAAUAAUAUUAACAAUAACGAUAAUAAUAACGACACUAAAGAUCAAAAUACUUUAGGUCUAUAUUUAUUUAUGGUCCAUAUUCUGCAUUUUUUUUUCUCUUAUCGUUACUGCAAUUAUGAUUUUGUUUCUUUUGUCUUCAGCGUUUGAUUUUACCACCGAGGUCCCCUAGAACACUUCCUAAGGAAUAAACUAUUUGACCUGAACUUUAUCUUUGGAUUUCAGUUCAAAAUUUGGAAUGCUCACUAAAUCACGCAGUUCGAUCCUCAAUUCUUUUACUUGUCUUUUUUUCCUAUUCUUUAGAAAGUGAGCCAAGAUUUUUAAGAAUUUCUAAGUGAACUUAGAUAAAAACGUGUUUUUUCUUUGCUUUCCUCAGUUCCUCCACGAUUCACAAAAACUCCAAACAGAGUCAUUAAAAUCAACAGAGGCGAAAAAGCAUCUGCUUCUUGCCAAGCGUUUGGAUUUCCUUCGCCAAAAAUAAUUUGGUCAAGAGGACUUGUCCCGUUACCACAAGGUAGAACAAGUGUCAGCAAUGGAACUCUAGACAUAUCACACUUUGAUCUUAAAGAUUCUGGUACGUACCAAUGUACCGCGUCCAACAAGCUGGGAUCUGUCAGUGCUUUAACAACCUUAUAUUAUAUACACAUAGGUAUGUCUGAAAACGAUACCCUUCUUUUUUUUCCGAAAAAAAGGUAAGGAUGUUGAUUGUUAUAGAUGAAUGAAAUCGGUGUACUCAAACUCAACCAAAAUUACCAAGUAAUCCCCUUGACUUGAAAAAGGGAAUUUUUCAAUAAAACUAAUCUCUCUUUUUGCAACUAAAAAACUGUUGCAAAGUCUAACACUGCAUUCGAUUUCAAAUUUAAAACUUCAAAAAGGUUUUUUUUUUGUUUCUCCUAGUGAGAGGAAGGAGUAUGUUUAGGACUAUUAACGUCAUUUUCAUUAACGGUAAAUUGACAUAACAAAUAUUUCUCAGUUACCAACACGACGAAGAAUCGAUCAAUUUUUAAAAAAGAUACUAUCUUUUUGUGUUAACUAAAAAGAUUUUAAGGCCGUCUUUACCAACCUUGGUGCGAGUGGAAGAUUUGGUCCAACAUCGCCUGGUAGUCACUACGCUAAUCAGGAUCAUGACGGACAAGUUACACUGUCCAGCGGUAUUCAACAGUGGACUGUGCCGUACACUGGUGACUACAGAAUAGAAGCAAUAGGAGCAGCAGGAGGUUAUGAUACAGUCCCUAACAGUGCUCAGUACCGAGGAAGAGGAGCAAGAAUGAUUGGAACAUUCCGCUUAAAAAAGGGUGAAGUUAUUCGAAUACUUGUCGGUCAAGAAGGAGCAAUAAACAAGGCGACUCGUUCCUCUGGAGGUGGUGGAGGAACAUUUGUAGUUAGAGGAGCCAACACACCUUUGAUUAUAGCCGGGGGCGGAGGAGGCACAGAAUCUGCACGUUCAAGGCAUUCAGGAUGUGAUGCUAAUAUUGUUUCAUCGGGAAAUCCUGGGUUCAGGUCAUGGUCAGGGGGGAGCAAUGGACAUGGUGCACAGACUGCUGAUGCUAGUAAUUCUGGUUAGUGGAACUGAACCAAAAUAUUUAUGUGUAUCAUCCGCAUGUCAGUCAAUUAUUGCCAGAAAAAAGCGGAAAGUAAAAAUUAUUAAAGUUAUGAUAAGUCAUUUUAAUGGCGAACUACAUGAUAUGAAGGCUAGGGAUUUAUAAUUGUUAAAUGUUAAAUUAUUUUGUUUUUGUUUGGUUUUUGUUUCUUUUGUCUGGUGGUUGUUUCCUUUUUUUUUCAUUUUUUAAGCAAAGCUUAAAAACUUUAAUGCUACCGAAGGGAACCUGAGAACAGAUUGUUUAUUUGAUAUUCUCGCAUUUGUCAUAUCACCUAAUCAUAGUCGCUAGAAAUCUAAUUGAAGAUGAGUUUUAUCGUCAUGUAUUUUACGUUGCAGUUUUGUAUUUCAAUUUUGGCCCGUAGGCAUUGCUAUAUUUUAAAUUCUUUCUUCAUUUUUUCAAAGUGCAAACCAAUUAAUGAAGUUUUUCAUAUAGAUUUUUCAUGAACAUUAACUCAUUUGUUCCGGCAUUAUUGUGAUAUCGACCUGCAUUCAAUGACUCGGUCUCUCUGAGCAACCAUCAUCGAUCUCCGCUAAUCUCUGACAAACGAAAGUAACUUCUAGUCUAAUCAGUCAAAGAAUGAACGAUAAUACUAAGUUCUGAACCCAAAUGUACAGAUUUAGAAGCAACUGCAUAUAAUUACCAUUCUUGUUAUUGUUAACACCGACAGGUGGCGGUGGCGGAGGUUUCUACUCCAGUGGCAGAAGUUCAAAGCAGUUUGGCGGUACCAUGGGAAGAGGUGGAGAAGGAGGAAAAGGAUUUCUCCAAGGAGGGGUGGGGGGUGGAGCCAAGCUUAACAAUGCUGUUGGUGGAUUUGGUGGAGGUGGUGGUGCUUACGGAAAUGGAGGGGGUGCAGGAGGAGGAGGAGGAUACUCUGGAGGAAGCAGUGGAGAUAACGAGUCUGAUUCAUGUGGAGGCGGUGGAGGGUCUUAUAAUGCUGGUAAAGAUCAACAAAACGAAUGUUGCUAUCAAUCAUCUGGCCAUGGUCAGGUGAUCAUAACCUUAUUGUAA
Molecule: messenger RNA, 5251 nt
Organism: Pocillopora meandrina
Lineage: Eukaryota; Metazoa; Cnidaria; Anthozoa; Scleractinia; Pocilloporidae
Source: the annotation of a GenBank genome assembly